Sphaeroforma arctica JP610 is the source of this 2396-nucleotide messenger RNA. RefSeq lists its product as hypothetical. Gene Ontology annotation, cellular component: endoplasmic reticulum. Lineage: Eukaryota; Ichthyosporea; Ichthyophonida. Gene Ontology annotation, molecular function: misfolded protein binding; protein-folding chaperone binding. Bases 214 to 1722 code for a protein of 502 amino acids. Gene Ontology annotation, biological process: protein folding in endoplasmic reticulum. The transcript is spliced from 11 exons. The record is from RefSeq and is a predicted model, not a curated record.
GCAUGUAUAUGUAUAUCAAUAUAAUUCAGCAGAGAGGUAUGGUCAUAACUCACAACACAAGCUGAUAUACUUAUGUGUAAUACAUAGACAUCCUGACUGUCGAGUAGUGCAUAUAGGAGCACUUGAUAGUAUUGCAUACGGAAGGUGCAGGUUACUAUUCUGGUAGAAUCAAUAAGCUUGCGUAGAAUUAAACUGCCUUACAAGAAGAUCUUCAUGGGUUUAAUCAACAAUGGAUGGUUGUCCAUCCUUAUUCUCUGUAUAUACACUAUCUGCAACGCCGGCUUAGCUCACGGCAAACAGACUGCUGCACAACUAAUAGACGAAGCGCGGAAGUUGUUGGCACACAAAGAUUACGAUGACGCUCUCAGGCUCUAUGGAGACGCCAUCAGUAUAGAGCCCGACAACUAUAUGCCCUAUUUCCAGCGAGCAACGGCCUACUUAGCCGUGGGGGUCUCGAAGCCUGCCCUGGCUGAUCUCACUAAGGUCAUCGAACUGCGACCCGAUUUCUCGCACGCCAUAAUCAAAGCCGGUGAACUGCACCUGAAGCUAGGUGAUCUGGAGGAAGCAGAGAAGACCCUUUCAACGAUCAAUGACCAAGAGAGUCUCCAACUGCUGCUCGAUGUCACUCAAGCACGCAAGUUCAAGGCAGACGGGUACAAGGCGGCGGCAGCCGGGCAGCUACACGAGGCCGAGCGGGAUCUGAGCAAAGCCAUUGAGCUGUGUGGGGCUGACGUAGACAUGCGCCAUGUGCGUGCGGAUGUGCGCAUUAAGUUGGGACUCAUUGGGGAGGCGAUCCACGAUGUCUCCAGAGCGGUCAAGAUGACAAACAACGACGUUUCAGGUUACUUGAAGCUAAGUUUGUUAUACUUUGAAAUCGGGGACGCGGAGAAGAGUCUGGACGAAAUUAGGGAGUGUCUCAAGCUAGACAACGACCACAAGGAAUGCUUCAAACAUUAUAAGAUGGUAAAGAAACUAUAUAAGAGCAUUCAAGGCAUCGACAAAGCGGUGAACGAAGACCGCCACGCCGACGCCAUUGAGAAGACGCACAGAGCACAGGAAAUUGUCGGGGACCAUCCGGCGUUCACCACCUUCUUCAACAAGCGAUUGUGCAAGUCAUACAGAGCCAACAAUGAUGCCGUGAAAGCCAUUUCGGCGUGUUCUAAGGCCAUUGCAGGCGAUGAGUUGGAUACAUCGCUCUUAGUUGAUAGGGCGGAGGCUUACAUUCUCAAUAAUGAUCUUGAUAAAGCCGACGCUGACUUCCAGACUAUUCUAGAUGGCGACUCAGAGAACCGCGAGGCGCAAGAGGGCAGACAAAAGGUGGCCCAGCUCAAAAAACAGGCGUCGAAACGGGACUACUACAAGAUCCUGGGUGUGACACGAAGCACCAAAAAGAAGGACAUCCUCAAGGCAUACAGGAAACUGGCCCUAGAGUACCACCCCGAUAAGUUCGAAGGGUCGGAUGAAGACGAGGCGGCGAUAGAGGCCCACAAGAAGCGGUUCAUGGACAUCUCCGAUGCGAAGGAGGUCUUGACGGAUCCAGAGAUGCGCAAGCAAUACGACCAAGGCAUCGAUCCGAUGGAUAGCGAGGCCCAGAAGGAGCAACAACAGCAGCAGCAAUGGGGCGGGGGAGGACAUCCGUUCUUCAACCAAGGCCACCGACAGCAACACUUCCACCAACGCGGCGGAGGGGGCGGUGGUGGGUUCAAGUUCCGAUGGGGAUAACUGCACAUACAUAGAGAUGUAGAUAUAUGUGUGCAUGUAUGUGUGCAUGUAUGUAUGUAUGUAUGUAUGUAUGUACGUAUGCAUGUGAAUGUGUAUACAAGACUGGACGUGCGCGGAGGUACGAGUUCUGUGGAGGACGGUGGAUUGCCCCAUAUACGUGUGUGUAAUGUGACGUAUGCGCACUACACUCAUCGAGGGGCGCCCGAGUGUGCUGUUUCUACGCGGAGGUCAAACACACGACCACAGCCGAUAUGAACUGAUCAUCGUUUCUAUCGACUCAUCGGGAUUAGAGAUGAGGGGGGCCGGGAGGGGGUUUUGUUGGAGUUGUUUACUCGUUCAUAUGCACACAUACAUCUAUAUACUACGCACACACAUAUACACCUACGGAAUCACACAGCGGAAUAAAACACCUGCAUAUACAUACACGUGCAUCUACGUGAAUGCGGCAAGCUUCAGGCUACACAUCUGCUAGAAACAGUGGGGAUGGGGGGAGGGGAUUAUAGGCAUCGCGGCACCACCCUCUGCAACUCGUAACACUUAAAGAGAGUAAUUUAAUAAAAGUUAUCUGCAAGUCGGGGGUGUAUUAACUUUUUAUUAUAUCCAAUAUGUCAGCUCGACUGCGGAACUCUAUUAGAUAAUUCAAAUUGUCUUACUGAUGAGAAUUUGGUACGGCA